Messenger RNA from Acanthamoeba castellanii str. Neff, 894 nucleotides. Its product is annotated as regulator of chromosome condensation (RCC1) repeat domain containing protein. The annotation marks the transcript as partial. The record is from RefSeq and is a predicted model, not a curated record. The transcript has 6 exons. NCBI's taxonomy places the organism in Eukaryota, Discosea, Longamoebia, Acanthamoebidae.
GACGGACGGCUUGGGCUCGGGGCACCCUGCCGUGACCAGCCCACGCCCCAGCGCGUAGUGCUACCAGAGACAGUGGUCCAGGUGGCCGCCGGGUGGAGCCACUCGCUCGCCUUGGCCGCGAGCGGCAAGGUGCUAUGUUGGGGCUCGUCUGGCUUCAACCAGAUGGGGUGCCUCUACGAAGAGGAGGAUGCAGCUGGGACUGAGGAGGAAGCGGCGCGGUCGCAGCAGCAGUUGGUGAAGCGCAGGCUGGUUCCUGCGCCCAUGGCAGGGCUCCAUAGCUCGAUCGUGGUGACGUGCAUCGCUGCGGGCAUGCGCCAUUCCGCUCUCGUCACACAGGAGGGACACCUGCUGACGUUGGGGCAUGGCAAGUUCGGAGAGCUCGGACAUGGCGACCUGGCCACGCGUUCCACUCCGACCCUGGUCGCCCAUUUGGCUGAAUCGCGCCUACGCGUAGCGCAGGUGGCGUGCGGGCAAAAGCACACCGUGUGCCUUACAGCAGGCGGCGUGCCGCCGACCAGCAGCAGCAAGCCGAAGCCGCGGAUGAUCAUCAGGGGCACGCGGCACAGGCGAGGCGAGACGUGCCACUCCACCCCGCAACCGGUCGAUGUCCCGGCCAACAAGGUCAGCAAAAUCGUGUGCGGCUGGAGCUUCACACUGAUCGUCGCAGAUGAUGGGAGCAGCCUCUUCGGGUUGGGAAGGAACAACUACGGGCAGCUGGGCCUGGGCGACACGACGGACCGACCACGACCGACGCGCAUUCCCUCUGAAGCGUGGAACGACGCCCCCAUCGACAAGAUCGUGUGCGGAUGUGAACACACGCUCCUGCUGGCCGGCGGGCAGCUGUUCAGCUGGGGAUGGAACGAGCAUGGCAACCUCGGCGUCGCCUGGGAUUGA